Messenger RNA from Halichondria panicea, 1708 nucleotides. RefSeq names its product suppressor of cytokine signaling 6-like. Lineage: Eukaryota; Metazoa; Porifera; Demospongiae; Suberitida; Halichondriidae. The coding region runs from base 252 to 1484 and encodes 410 amino acids. The transcript has 2 exons. Gene Ontology annotation, cellular component: phosphatidylinositol 3-kinase complex. The record is from RefSeq and is a predicted model, not a curated record. Gene Ontology annotation, biological process: intracellular signal transduction; phosphatidylinositol phosphate biosynthetic process. Gene Ontology annotation, molecular function: 1-phosphatidylinositol-3-kinase regulator activity.
UUUGCAUUGAUCUAGACGACAUCAAGAACAAAUUCGACGGCGAGAGUUGUGUUGUGGACUACUUUAGCUGUGCUGUUUUGUUUGUUGUGUAAUAGCAGCACCUAGUAUACAUCGAGGCUCCAGGCUCCUUUCUGCGUUACAGAAUUUGGUGUGAACAAAACGCUACGGCAGGCGCACUGUAACUGUGAAAUCCCGAUCCAAGCCAGCCUCCUUGAGAUACUUGAAAAGAACUAGGCAAAUUUUCUGUCAAAAUGCCUACAAAGCGAAACAAAUCACAAUCAGCAAGUGCAAGUCAUGCAAGUGGUGGUGACUCAAAAUUUAGUGGAAUGUUUUCUGCUCUGAAGACAAAAUUACGACGCAGUAGAACUGGUUCUGUUGACGGUGAUCCUAGUGACAAACUCUCUGAGUAUCCAAGUGCAAAGUGUGCCACAUUGCCGGCCCGAGUUUCUGGCGUUGAAAGCACAAAGAAACCUAAAACCUUACAUUGGAUGGCUGGUUUGGUGGAUGAGCUAGACUUUAUUCCAUCUCCUGUCAGCAGGGAGGAUAGUGAAGAAUCUGUUGAUUCUGGAUUUCAUGGAUUUCAUCGAAGUCCCAGAAUUGAAGAGAGAGGUAACAAAGUGAUGGUCAUACCAGCUAGCACUUCAGGUGGAGGAAAAAUCUACGAUGUGGCCACUGUCGAGAAAGCGUUUGGCCCAUUGAAAGAUGUUGGAAGGUGGUAUUCAACAUACAGCAACUCUCGUCAACAACCUGUAGAUGAGGGCCGAUAUGUCCACCGACCAUUGCGCCUACAACACUCCCUUGAUGAAGAAGAGCGACUAACAUCUCGGCCACUACCUCCCAUACCACCACCUGUGUCGAAUCAAGCACCACCUGUGUCAAAUCAAGCACCAUCUGUGUUGAAUCAAGCACCACGUAUACCACCUCCCGUGCGUGAUGAUACUGUGUAUGAGCAUGUGGAGCAGCGAAUGCUAGGAACCAAUGGGCUGUGUCUAGGCCUUAGAGACCUCUCACAUCAUGGUUGGUACUGGGGACCUAUUACACGAGUUGAAGCUGAAGAGCGACUAGGUAGUUAUACUGACGGCACGUUUCUCGUAAGGGACAGUUCUGAUGACAGAUAUCUUCUCAGCUUGAGUUUUAGGUCACAAGGAAAGACGUUACACACCCGGAUCGAAUACUCAAAUGGUUGUUUCAGUUUCUACUCUUACCCAGAUUCAGACAGCGAGGGCUUUCACUCUGUUGUUGAACUUAUUAAGAAAAGCAUGGAGCAUUCCCAAGAGGGAGUAUUUUGUUUCAGUAGAGCCCGGGCUUUGGGUUCGCCAGCUGUACCCGUUCGAUUGUUGAAGCCUUUUUCACGCUAUAACCAUGUGCGUUCUCUACAGCAUUACUGUAGGUUUGCGAUUCGACAAAGUAUUAGAUUUGACUUGAUUCGUAAACUACCUCUGCCACGUCACGUUCAUGGUUUCCUAGAGCAAUCACAAUUCUGAAAUUUGACUUUUACUCAAAUCCAUUAAUUUUGUCAGUUCAAUACACACUGUCAAUGCAGUGUAUACAUGUGUGUCUUUUAGCUUUAUGCUUUGACUAAUUUUUUUGUAUUCGACAGUGUUUUUAAACCAAAGUUUAUACACAACUAGUGUGUAUGUAUGUGAAUUUGUGGUUAUGUAAACAUGCACCAUUUGUGUCCUUAUUUAUAUACAUUAUCCAUACAUUG